AUGGUUUUAUUUUUGGAUAGACGUGUCCCUGCUUUGUUCCUACUUUGGGGCUACUGCGUUUUUGCGGACACGGUCUUUUCGAACUUUACCCUGGACAACGAGGUCCACUCCAGUUUCAUCCACCGGCGGCUGAAGAGCCAGGAGCGCCGGGAGAUGCAGCGGGAAAUCCUCUCGAUCCUCGGGCUGCCGCACCGGCCACGGCCGCAUCUCCACGGGAAGCACAACGCGGCACCGAUGUUCAUGCUGGACCUGUACAACGCCAUGUCCACGGAGGGGAAAGAGGAUGGGUACUCCUACCCAUACAAACCCAUCUUCACCACCCAGGGGCCGCCGAUAGCCACUCUUCAGGACAACAACUUCCUAAACGACGCAGACAUGGUUAUGAGCUUUGUCAAUUUAGUGGAACGCGAUACCGAGUUCCUACCCGUCUGGCGGCACCACCGAGAGUUCCGUUUCGACCUAUCACGUAUUCCCGAGGGGGAGGCGGUCACCACCGCAGAGUUCCGCAUCUAUAAGGGCUUCAUCCACGAACGCUUUGACAAUGAAACCUUCCGCAUCAGUGUCUACCAGGUGCUGGAGGAACACAUUGACAGGGAGUCAGACCUGUUUCUGUUGGACUCGAGGGUCAUCUGGGCGGCUGAGGACGGCUGGCUGGUGUUUGACUUGACAGUGACCAGUAACCAAUGGGUCUUGAACCCUGGACACAACCUGGGCCUGCAGCUGGCUCUGGAGAGCACUGACGGUGUGAGUGUGAACCCGCGGUUGGCAGGGCUGAUCGGCCGCAGUGGUCCUCAGAAUAAACAGCCCUUCAUGGUGGCCUUCUUCAAAGCCACCGAGGUGCACCUGCGCAGCAUCCGCUCAGCAACAGGGGGCGCCAAACAACGCAACCCCAACCGCUCCAAAGGGGCCAACAAGGGCCAGGAGGCACUCCGAGUGGCCAACAUUGCAGAGAACAGCAGUGCUGAUCAGAAGCAGGCGUGUAAGAAACACGAGCUCUACGUCAGCUUCAGGGAUCUGGGGUGGCAGGACUGGAUCAUAGCUCCAGAAGGCUAUGCAGCGUACUACUGUGAGGGAGAGUGCGCAUUCCCUCUCAACUCCUAUAUGAACGCCACAAACCAUGCCAUCGUGCAGACACUAGUCCACCUAAUAAACCCCGACACCAUUCCUAAGCCCUGCUGUGCCCCCACCCAGCUCCACGCCAUCUCGGUGCUCUACUUUGACGACAGCUCCAACGUCAUCCUCAAGAAGUACCGCAACAUGGUGGUCAGAGCCUGUGGCUGCCAUUAGACUGCAGCCAACCUCUCAACACACACACACACACACACUCACGCAUACAUCUAAAUAUCCCUCAACGCAGGUCACUUUCAUCGAGACUCGAGACUUUCUUCCCCAGAUUCACCUGAAUGGACACAUGAACGGACUACAUUUCCCAGAGUGCCUUGCUGAGCUCCUGGACGGGAACUACAUGAGGACCGGGCAGACAAUCAUGCUUAUUGAGUUCAACCUGGAACACACACACAUACUUCCUGUGCUUUCUACUGUGUAUGAGACAUUUUAAACAGUGAUUGUAUAGUAAUACACAGUCAACAAUCUUUUGUUCAUUUAAAUGUGUUUUAUUGUAUUUCACUCUGUUUUUCUAGAUAUUUUUGAUUGUUUUUUUAUGACUGAAAGGCUAUAGGAACUGUGGAUGCUCUAUGGCCUCUUCAUGGACAAUACUGUGUAAAUAUUUUUUUAAACAAAGAGAAGUGUAUUUAUUUCCUGGUCUUGGGCAUGUUAAGGGUUUUUCUCCUGUGUCUACAUGCACAUGUACUGUAUUUUAUGCAGCUCUUUACCUUGGGUCCCACUCAUCAUACAGUACAGCACAAAGACACCUCUCUCUCUCUCUCUCUCUCGCUCUUUUCUCUCCCCUCUCUCU
Molecule: messenger RNA, 1915 nt
Organism: Salvelinus namaycush (lake trout)
Lineage: Eukaryota; Metazoa; Chordata; Actinopteri; Salmoniformes; Salmonidae
Product: bone morphogenetic protein 7-like
Exons: 7
Coding region: 1-1287 (428 amino acids)
Biological process (GO): SMAD protein signal transduction
Cellular component (GO): extracellular region
Molecular function (GO): cytokine activity; growth factor activity
Source: RefSeq, a predicted model, not a curated record